GAUCCUGAAUCAAAAAUUGGAUCAACAUCAAAAUUAUACUUAUAUUUGUGUAUUUUUUUACACUUUUCCUCUCUCUGUCCAAGACGUUUAAACUCUAAACCCUAGAGGGUACCGCUCGUAUCUUCUUGUUCUAGGGUUUAGAGUUGGUGUUAUAUAGAGAGGAGAGGAAAGGAGAGAGAAGUGGGUGAAGAGCGACUGUUUCGAAGAAGACUUCUGAGAGAGAGAGAUGAAACAGAGGAAGGAAGAAGAGGCUUGGAACAAGAAGGUAGAAGAAGAAGACGAUGAGCAUCAAGUUGAACCAGCCGCCAUCGAUUCCGAUCCCGAGAGUGAGGUUUUCAGCGAGGAUGAUGACUCAUUGAGUGAAUCUGGAUCAGGGUUGAGUGAAUCCUCCGAAAAUGAGGAGACUCUUAUCUCAGGUGACGACGGUUUCAGUGAUGAUGGUGGUGAUGACAGCGAUAAUGGUCAACAAAGUGAAGGUGAAGGUGAAGGUGAUGAAGUCCAUGAAGGAGUUGAAGAGAGUGAUUCAUCUGAAGAUGAGGUUGCUCCUCGAAAUACAGUUGGUGAUGUUCCUUUAGAGUGGUACAAGGACGAGGAACACAUUGGAUAUGACAUUACUGGAAAGAAGAUUAAGAAAAAGGAGAGACAAGAUAAACUGGACUCCUUUCUAGCCAGUACUGAUGAUUCAAAAAAUUGGCGCAAGAUAUAUGAUGAGUAUAAUGAUGAGGAAGUGGAGCUUACAAAAGAUGAGAUUAAAAUUAUCCGCAGAUUGCAGAAAGGGAAGGCACCACAUGCUGACUUUGAUCCGUAUGCGCCUUACGUUGAUUGGUUUGCCUGGGAAGAUGCCAAGCAUCCUCUUUCAAAUGAACCAGAACCAAAGAGACGCUUCAUUCCUUCAAAGUGGGAGAGUAAAAAGGUUAUUGAGUAUGUAAGGGCAAUUCGAAAGGGGUUAAUUAAAUUUGACAAGCCAAAAGAAGAACCACGAUUCUAUCACCUGUGGGGAGAUGAUUCUAGUUCAACAGAAAAGGCGGGGCAUGGAUUGGCUUAUAUUCCUGCGCCAAAGCCAAAGUUACCAGGCCAUGAGGAAUCCUACAAUCCAUCUUUAGAAUACAUCCCAUCACAAGAAGAGAUUAAUUCUUAUCAGCUCAUGUUUGAGGAAGACCGACCUAAAUUUAUCCCAAAAAGGUUUACGUCUUUAAGAAGUGUCCCGGCAUAUGAUAAAGCUGCGAAAGAAUUCUUUGAUCGUUGUUUAGACCUAUACUUAUGCCCUAGAGCCCGCAAAAAACGUAUUAAUAUUGAUCCUGAGUCUUUAAAGCCCAAGCUUCCAAGUCGUAAAGAUCUUAAGCCGUACCCGACAACAUGUUUCAUUGAGUAUAGAGGUCAUACCAGUGCAGUUGUGUCAAUUUCGACAGAGGUUUCUGGCCAGUGGUUUGCUUCUGGUUCAAGUGAUGGAACUGUACGCAUAUGGGAGGUUGAAACUGGAAGGUGUCUCAGAGUCUGGGAGAUUGGUGAAGCUGUGAAGUAUGUAGCAUGGAAUCCUUUGCUUGAGCUUCCUAUCUUGGCAGUCGCUGCGGGACAAGAUGUGUUUCUUUUGAACACUGGAUUGGGGAAUGAAGAAGAACAGAAAAGGAUUAAAGAACUUUUUCACGUCGAGCCACCUACAGCCCCAGGUAAUAGCACAUCUAUCUUGAGCUGGGCUAAAGAUGACAAGCUCGAGGGAAUCAGAUUAACACAUUUUAAGUCUGUGUCAUCCGUUGAAUGGCAUCGAAAAGGAGACUAUUUCUCUACAGUAAUGCCAUCAGGUGAUUCAAGAGCAAUAUCAAUACACCAGCUUUCAAAGAAAGUUACCCUAAAAAAUACGUUCAAGUUGCAUGGGCUUCCAGUUUCGUCCUUUUUCCAUCCAACUCGUUCGAUCUUUUUCAUUUCAACGAAGAAGAAUGUCCGUGUGUAUGAUCUGUUGAAGCAGAAACUCAUCAAGAAGCUUGAGACUGGGGUCCGUGAGGUCUCCUCCAUUGCAAUCCAUCCUGGUGGUGAUAAUGUUAUUGUUGGGAGCAGAGAAGGAAAAUUGUGUUGGUUUGACAUGGAUCUUUCAUCUCAACCUUACAGAAUUCUCAAAUGUCAUCCAAAAGAUAUUACCAAUGUGGCUUUCCAUCGUUCCUACCCUCUAUUUGCUUCAUGCUCUGAUGAUUGCACAGCAUACAUUUUCCAUGGCAUGGUUUACUCGGAUCUAAACCAGAACCCUCUUAUUGUACCUCUGGAAAUUCUCCGAGGCCACACAAGUUCAAAUGGACGAGGAGUGUUGGACUGUGAGUUCCACCCAAGGCAACCGUGGUUAUUCACAGCUGGUGCUGAUUCAGUGAUCAGGCUUUACUGUCAUUGAGAAUAUUGAAGAUGAAGCCAUCAGUGCUAACUUAUGACGGUUGAAAGAAAUUUCAACUUUGUUGGAGGAAGCGAGGACUGAAAUAUGGAUGUCCUCUCGAAAGGAAGGUCGAUAUUAUACACAGGACGGUAUUCUUUACAUGAAUUUUUUUUAUUGUCCUGGUCUUGCUUACAUGACAUCUUCCAUUUCAGUAUUUAGAUGAUCAUGUUUUUGACUGCCGUGUAACAUAAUUUGAGUUGGAUUCUAAGACGCUACAACUUUUUAGUUUGAAACUCGGAUAUUCAUUGUAAUAUUAGGAGUAUAAAAUGACGUCGUUUGAUUGCUUAUUGAAAA
Messenger RNA from Cornus florida, 2710 nucleotides. Its product is annotated as ribosome biogenesis protein BOP1 homolog. Gene Ontology annotation, cellular component: PeBoW complex; preribosome, large subunit precursor. Lineage: Eukaryota; Viridiplantae; Streptophyta; Magnoliopsida; Cornales; Cornaceae. Gene Ontology annotation, biological process: maturation of LSU-rRNA from tricistronic rRNA transcript (SSU-rRNA, 5.8S rRNA, LSU-rRNA); ribosome biogenesis. The record is from RefSeq and is a predicted model, not a curated record. The transcript has 18 exons. Gene Ontology annotation, molecular function: ribonucleoprotein complex binding; protein binding. Bases 227 to 2377 code for a protein of 716 amino acids.